CAAGAAAGAUUUAAAACUAUCCUUGCUCAUCUUAUAGCUGGCGCCAAUUUGCUCUAUAGCUGGGUGGAGCAUUCAGAGUGGAAACAGUUCCUCACUGAAUUUGUACUAGGUGCUGAGCCAUUUUCAUGCAAAGUGCUCACUGAUUGCAUUAUUCUUGGUGCACUCAAUGUUAUGGAGAGCAAAGUUAGAAGCAAAAUCCAAGGACAGGUUGUCAGUGUGCACACUGAUAGCUGGAGCAGAGGAAACCACCACCACUUUCAAGCAUUCAAAACUACAGCACUACAACAGAUAUGUGCACUGUUUAGUUUUAUAAUUAGGCUAAUACUUUUGAUAGUCAUAUUCUGUCCAGCUGAUUGA
Molecule: messenger RNA, 357 nt
Organism: Phanerochaete carnosa HHB-10118-sp
Lineage: Eukaryota; Fungi; Basidiomycota; Agaricomycetes; Polyporales; Phanerochaetaceae
Exons: 1
Source: RefSeq, a predicted model, not a curated record